AUGGCUCUUUCACUGUCACAGAUGGUGUCCAACCCCCUCCCGCAGACCCCUCGUUAUUCAUCCCUCCCUGCGAAAUCCUCCCCUCCGCCUGUUCCUACGGUAACCAGCAGUCAAUUAGCCAAUGAGGUGAUUAAGAAACUUCUGCAGUUUCAGUUGGUCAGUCGUAUGGAAAGUCUGAAUAGAGAAGACGACGAUUAUUCCGUACAAUAUUCCUCACCCAUCCACUCAAGCAAUGUGUCUCUUGACUCGAGUGUCCAUUCUGGAUCUGGAAGGAGUCUCUAUAAGACUGAAAUUUGUAAACGCUACCUAAUGAACCCGAAUUCUGCCUGUGAGUACGGUGCUCGCUGCAGAUUUGCGCAUGGGUUGAAGGAGCUCCACCUGACUGCUCGUCAUCCGAGGUACAAAACAGAGCACUGUAGGGCAUACCAACUGACUGGUAGCUGCCGUUACGGUAAGAGAUGCGAUUUCAUUCACAACGAGACUCCCUACGAGUUGGAGCUAAUGAGAACGGAGAACGCACUUUAUCAGGAAUACUGUCUUCGUCAUCCAAAGGCAAAACACGUGACCCUCCUGGAGGUUCUAAGAGAAUUUGUGCCCACUCGACCCGAAUUCACCGGACUGCUAAACCACGUGGAAAUGCAUUAG
Molecule: messenger RNA, 645 nt
Organism: Hydatigera taeniaeformis
Lineage: Eukaryota; Metazoa; Platyhelminthes; Cestoda; Cyclophyllidea; Taeniidae
Source: the annotation of a GenBank genome assembly